Messenger RNA from Physcomitrium patens, 1294 nucleotides. NCBI's taxonomy places the organism in Eukaryota, Viridiplantae, Streptophyta, Bryopsida, Funariales, Funariaceae. The record is from RefSeq and is a predicted model, not a curated record.
UAGGGAGAUACCUGCUCCUCCUCCCUUCACCUUGGAGUAUUCGCGGGCUAGAUCUUUUUUUGUUUUGAUGGGUCGACAGUUUCGUCGCGGUUGGUUGCAGCAGCGCCGUGGUCGAGACGACAGUGCGUGACGUUGCCUCUUUUGGCGUUGGUGGAUCAAACGAGAGCUAAUUGUGGACGCGAAGGAAGUGCAUCGGUCUCGUCAAUUGGGGUCUAGCUUCGUAGAGAAUUCGAAGUUUUCUUUGGUUUGUCGGUUUUUCUUAUCAGUGUCAUUUGUGAUGCCGACUUCCUUCCUUCCUUCCAUACAUGUCCAGAGGCUAUUAUUGAAGCGGAUGCGCUAUUAGGAAACGGGUCUUUAUUGUUCCUCAUAAUACAGAGUAUCUGCACCAGCCUGACAGAAGGAGAAACAGUUGUCGUUCUGGAGAAUCUGUGAGUUAAGUUUUUCAGACAGAAUGCUAGACAUUGAGCUGACCACCGUGCCAAAAGCAAAAUCCAAGAAUGGGAGGAAAACAUUUAAACCUUCGAAGUUGGAAGAGAAGGUUGUGGUCGGUGAAACGGAUAUGCCGCAGGAGCUGCAGUCACAUGCUCUCAGGGCUGCUACCGAAGCACUAGAUAUUCAUGAGGGCACCGAUUACAAAGACGUUGCUUACUACAUCAAGAAUGUAAACUUCUGGCAACCCUGGCGCAAUUUGACAAGGCGUAUGGUUCAGGGUGGCAAUGUAUAACUGGUGUAAGCUUUGGAUCCUACGUAACGCACUCUUCGGGUUCAUUUAUCCACUUCUGUCUUGGGAGGUUAGCGAUUAUGCUCUUCAAGUCAGCUACCUAGACAAUCUUCAACAUAAUCUCUACAUUUGUAGCCUGUAUCAUGUGUCGGUACUCUCGUCGCAACCGCGGCAACUUACCGAUGCGGAGUGCACUGCAUAUACAGUCCCGUCAAUUUUCCUUAGCAAGCUGGUACAUAAUGUAAGAUCAAAAGUCCUACACAAAUGCUUUCAUGAACUUCUCUGAGGUGAUGAGCGCGUAGAGAAAAGAGGGGGCGAAGGGCUUUGCUGGAUGAAGGAUUUUAACGGGAGUGGGCGGGGUAUUGCUCCAACUCUCGAAUGCUACAGAAGCUUCUAAAGGAAUAAGCCAUUGAGCUCCUCUGCAUAAAUAGAAAUGAUGACGUAUGAGAACAGCCUCAGGACUAGAUUACAAAUUGACAGCGAUCUCUUGUAUAAAAAAGCGAGUCCUAUAAUGAAUGUAAACCAGUCAGUAUAUCGUACUGAUAAUUAUUAUUUCAACAGAUCUGAAACUCA